Schistosoma margrebowiei is the source of this 2695-nucleotide messenger RNA. The record is from the annotation of a GenBank genome assembly. Lineage: Eukaryota; Metazoa; Platyhelminthes; Trematoda; Strigeidida; Schistosomatidae.
GUUUCAGUAGCCUUCACACUUACAGUGUGGCUUAUACCCAUGUAUCUGGUGAAUAAGUCAAUAGAUUGUUUCAUUUUAAAAUCACUUUGUACUGGAUCAGAAAAGUCAUGACAAAUAUUUUGAUGUUUUAAAAAUAUAAAACCUUGAUCACAGAUUUAGCAUCGUUUUAUAAUUUUGACUUUUCGAGCUCGUUUUUUUUGAGGGAUUUUUAUCAUUUAAUUUUCCAAUGAGGUUCAUACAACUUCGACACCGCUAUUUCAAUUAAUUACGGACUUUUCGUGAUAAACGAUGUAAACAUGUUAGCCGUUAUUACACAAGAUUGAUACUCUUCUCUAUCGCAUGACUAGUUAUAUUGCUUGUUAUCAAGAAGUUUGUUUUAGAUGUGUUACGCUCGUUAAACGUUUCCUAAACAUAUAAAAUAUAAUUGUGCUUCAUUACUUUUCCUCUCUUUUAAACAGGAUAUUGUAAACACCAAACUAUGUCAGACCAAAUGGUUGAUCCUAAUGAGCCAUCAGCGUACAUUGCAAAUGCUGAUGGUACAUACACAGCCAUACCGUUCAGUCAGACUGAAGAUGGGCAAAUGGUAUUGCAGCUAAAUGAGAUGGGUUUGUCCAAUGAAGGUGAAGAAAUGGUUCUAAUUGCUGCUGAUGACACAGCGACAUUGGAAAGUCUGAUUGCUUCGGGUGCUGUUACAGCUAUUGCUGCUGAGAAUGGUACAGAGUAUCUACAGUUCACAGAUCCUGGUAUGGAAGGGGCUCAGGUCAUCGAGUUACCAGCAGAUCAAAUGCAACUUUGGGAUCCGAAUUCCAAAACAUACUAUGAUGCAUCAGGUAUAGGACCUGGUUUCGUUGCUUUAACAGGGCAAUCUAGUGGUGUCACUUACCGUUGUCCAUCUUGUCCAGCUAUGUAUGCUAAUGCUAACGCUUUCACUAAACAUAUGCGCGAAAAACAUUUCGUUAAAGUUUACACAUGUCGUCAAUGUGAAGAGUUUUUCGAAACUCUCAGUCAGUUAUUUCUUCAUGCUCGACGCAGUCAUGUUGAUCCUAAGAAACCAAAACGAAAUCCGGCCAAUUUCAAAUUUCAUUGUGACCAGUGUAACUAUAUGACAAAUAAUGGUGGGACAAUGGAACAUCAUAAACGGGCACAUACAGGAGAAAAACCUUUUGUUUGUGAUGUUUGCAAUAAACGUUUUGCUCAGAAAGCAAAUAUGAAAACUCAUCGAAAUCGACAUAUUCACCGGGACAAGAUAUUCCGUUGUGACACGUGUAAUAAAGCUUUUUCAUCUUAUGAUAUUUACCUUGCUCAUCUUCGAACAAGAGAACAUGAACUUCGGGAACAUUUCGCUAUGAUGGCAUCUUCACAGUUGGCUUUAGAGUGUUUGGGUUGUGCAGUUACCUUCGAUAGCAUAUAUAACCUGAAUAAGCAUACAAGAAGCUGCCGUAUUGUUCGUACUCUACAAACUAAAUUUCGGUGUUUACCGUGUAAUGCCUAUGUCAGUGAUGUGGCAUCAUUGAAAGCUCAUGUAAAAGCCCACGAAGGCAGUCAAAUCAUAUCGUGCCCUGUAUGUGGUGAACGCGGAUUCCCAGGUUUCAAUCAACUAAAUCAUCAUAUUACAAGGGCUCACGCUUUGAAAGUUAAUCGUCGCCACGUUUGUCGUUAUUGUGAAUCCACUUUCGAGAUUAAGAAAGACUUAGAUAUGCACAUUCGAAGUAUGCACGCUGAAGAAAGAAACGCUCGUCAAUCGAGGGGAGCUGUUGGUCGCCUGAAAUGUCGAUAUAACCAUUGUGAAUUCACAACAAAUUCGAUAAUGUUGUUAGAUCGACAUCAUGAUCAGCAUCGACGUCAGGAAGAAGAUGGGGAAGAUGUUGGACUUGAACUUCCUCCUGCUCGUUACUCAUACACAAAACGAAAAAAGCUAAAGUUGUCCAAGCGAAAUCGACUUGUUGAUGGAUACGAAGAUGAUGAAGAUGCAGAGACUGGUGAUGGCGAGGGAGAUGAUGACAUGGCUGAUGAUGAAGAUGAUACUUAUGAAGAUGUUGGUGUAGAUGGUAACGUUACUAGACGUACUAUUACUCUCAUAAAAUCCAAUACUCGUAAAGUACAAGGCAAUGAAGAAUACACUUCAGGUAGUACAGGUGGUGUUGGUGUUUUAAACGAAAGCAGUACAACUAAUCGUCGUAUGUCUAGAGCACGUCGUCUUCCGGCUUGGUAUAAAGAUUACGAUACUGAUUUUGUUAUGCAUGAAGAAGGUGUAAUGGACAGGGAAGAAGUACAAGCUCAACUCCCACCAGGUAUAGAAUUAGAAGAUCCAUCUGCUGUAGAUAAAGAAGAUGUUCCAACAGAGGAGUGGAAUAUUGUUGUAUAUGAUGAUGAUGACGAAGAUGAAGAUAGUCCUAUAGAUUACGAAGAUGAAGAUAGUAAUGUCAUAAACGAUAGUAAUGCCUGUGAUACUACUGGACUAUUAAAUGUACAUGCUUUUGCAUAAUUAAGAAAAUCCCCCCCAGUAUACAAUAUAUAUGUACAGGUUUGAAUUAAGUUCAUUAUCCGUCAGAAUAUGUGUACAGCUCUUUUAAUCAUAAAAUAUUUAAAUAUAUGUAUAAUAAAAGGUUUUAUAAUUUGACACUUUCUAGUUUUUUAUGGCUUUUCUGUUAUUAUUUCAGAGUAUUUAUUUACUUCAUGUUUAUAUAUAUAUUUU